This is a messenger RNA of Cynara cardunculus var. scolymus (artichoke), 2357 nucleotides long. RefSeq lists its product as uncharacterized. The transcript has 5 exons. Bases 390 to 2063 code for a protein of 557 amino acids. The record is from RefSeq and is a predicted model, not a curated record. NCBI's taxonomy places the organism in Eukaryota, Viridiplantae, Streptophyta, Magnoliopsida, Asterales, Asteraceae.
ACCCUAGAUUGCGUUUCUCUAUUGAAUUCAAUUCAGCCACCGGUUUAUUCAAUUUAAUUGAUUUUUCAUAAUUCCAUUGAUUUAUCGUAAUACCAUUUUCUUCGGCUUGAGUGAUCUUCUGAUUAAUCGAAAACCUUCGCCUUUUAAGAACCCUAAAAAAUCAAUAAUCUUUGGCUGAUUUUCUCCAAUAUUCUGUUAUUUGAUUAAUCCUCUCGAAUUUGAUCGGUUACCAUAUUAGAAACUUGGACGAUUACGUACCCAUUUCUUAAUAAUUUCGAUUAAGAAGCCGAAUCCCUCACAUAAGACUUGUAGGUAAGUUUCUAAAAAGUGAGGGUCUCGCAGCCAUUUUUUGAGGAGUUUAAGUCUGCAUAGAUUUAAAAUUGUUGAAGAUGAUGGCAACUGAACAAAACAAGCCAAGUGUCAUUGCAAAGUUGAUGGGUCUUGACGAAGUGCCGUCUAAGCAGCAGCCCGUUUAUAGACACAUUAGGGUCUUUUCUGAAAAUUAUCUACAGAAAUCUGCCUCUAUAGUUUCACGACAGAAAAGAUCAAGUAAAUCUAGGCAAAAGAGUCGGCAGAUAUUGAAGAAGGCGAAUGCAACAAUAAAUGAUUCAAGCAAGGAUGUUUCAUUGAGAUAUGUUGAGCAAAAAAGGGAUUCUUUUGAUGGUAAGCAGUAUUUGAAGUCAACAAUUGUCGAUCAUCAAAACAACGCGCAGAAUGGAAAAUUAGGCAAGGGUAUUGAAGAAAGAAAUGGUUCGCCUGCAAAUGUUCCCAGAUCGAAUAUUGGGAAUGUAAAACGUGGCUCUAAACCUUCUUUUUUACUUGAUUCUGAUACUACAUUUGCCUGGGAAUUUAAGAAGCAGCUUCUUGAAAGAUCCAAAAGGACCAAAAUUUGUCAAGAAAUUUGGUCUAGCAGACGGGUUAAUAAUCUAGUCGAAGGACCAUCUUUGCCUGAUUUUGAGUCCAAACAGAGAUCAAAGUUGGGAACACAGGUUGUUAUCUGCAAAACUGAUGGUUGGAAAGAUAAAUCUAUGACCAAACUACCAUUAUUGAAACGCUUUAAUUUCUCUUCGAUUCCCAACUCAAAGUUGAAGAAAAUGUCCAAAGGUGAUUUCAGUUCGAGCUCUGGGAGACACAACCACAACAACUUGUCUACAAACUCUGAGGAUGUUGAGUUUUCUUCUAGUGAUGCCAUGAUCAAACAGAUAUCUGAGCAGAUAGCCUGCAAUGAUUCUGCAAAAGAAGGAUGUUUUCCCUGUUCGUUGGAUGUUUCUUUCGAACAGGAUUCAUCGUUUGAAGACGGAUUUACGACUUUCAAUUGCAUAGAUAUCGACGAUGGACUUCCAAAGAGCACAGGUGAAGCUUAUCAGCCUAGUCCAAAUUCAGUCCUGGAACCAGAUAACUCAUCAAUCUCUGAUGGUGAUGCUGUUAGCACCGAUCUUCAUGGUUUGUGGAUGAAACUUCAAAUUCUCAAGUCAGAAUCGGAAGAAAACCAGUCUAAACCCGAAAUGGUUACAUUAAGUGACGAAGAUGCUACCGAAAGAUCUUCUCUCGGUGUUGGUCAAAACACGAAGCCCAUUAGAUCUUUUGGACCAAAAGGAAGUCGAGAAUUUUCCUACCUAGUCGACGUGCUGAAUGAUUCCGGUUUUCUUGGCAGCAAAAUGGAGGUAAAUUAUGUGAGAUCGGAAUGCAUGAUGAGCACCUUGCUCUUUGAAACAUUAGAGAAGAAUUACGGGAAGCAAGAAUCGUGGAGUAAGGCCGAUAGACAGCUCUUGUUUGAUCGUAUAAACUCAGGGCUAUCGGAGAUUUUUAGACCACAAUUAGAUUUAAUGAUUUGCUCCAAGCCUUUGAGGAGAAAAAUGGUUACCAUUUUGAGUAGGGAUAUUGUUGAGGAAGAACUAUGGAAUUUGCUACUUGGUCAAGAAAAGGAAGUCAACGGCAACUUAUCGGAGAAAGCGGUCGGGAAGGAACCGUGGUUAGAGUUGGUGGACGAAGUGGGUUCGAUCGUUGGAGAGAUUGAAGCCUUUUUGUUCGAUAAGCUUGCAACAGAGUUAGUCGUGAUUUGAAGAUUAUUACAUUCUUUUUUCUAAGAAACGUACAUGAAAAGUAGGGAUGAGUGUCGAAACGGCUUGUAACGGCUCACCUUUUCGAUGAGCCAUGGUGCACCGGGAUCGGUCACGCUAUACGGGUUACGGGAAGUGAUUAUAUAGAUUGAUUUGAAUGUAAUUUAAGGGUGUAUAGCAACACGUAUUGUGGUUCACUUAUUUAGAUUGAGAGUGGAUAAAGGUCGAGUUUGGUUUGCUUAAAAGAGUUUUCUGUAAUAUAUAGGCGAGUUUGGUUUUCAGGGAGGUAUACUUGUA